AUGUCUCUACCACAAGAGAAGUCUCUCAAGACUUUUGUUGUUGGCGAGGUCGGAGGUGAUGUCCCGGUAAAGUCAGCAUCUACUCAGAACGAAACAGAGAGCCAAGAGUACACCAAGCCCAAGAGAACUUGGAGGUCUGCCAUUUGGUCAACACUCGAUGUCCCCAAAGAAGAAGCCCGCUUCCUCACGAAGCUUGACUUGACCCUUAUUUCGUCGGCAGCUCUGGGCGUCAUGUGUCGCUACCUCGAUCAAGUCAACAUCAACAAUGCUUUCAACAGCGGUAUGAAAGAAGACCUUUCAUUGUACGGAAAAGAGCUCAAUUACGCCAAUGCGAUUUGGAGCGCAGCAUAUGUGUUUGGCCAGAUUCCAUCAAACCUACUCCUCACCAGGGUUAAUGCGCCGCUAUACAUUGCAUUCCUUGAGCUGUCUUGGACUGUUUUCACCUUUGCUACCGCCGGCGUGAAGAAUGUCAAAAUGCUUUAUGUUUUCCGCUUCUUGUGGAUCGACUCACUCUCUAAAGCCGGCCACUUUCCUGCUGUCAUGUAUGUAUGCUCCAGCUAUUAUAAACCUCACGAGCUGGCCCGACGAAACACACUUAUCCAAAUCGCGACCGGAAUUGGACCCUUGUUCUCCGGUUUCUUGAUGGCGGCCGUAUUUGCCGGACUCGAUGGGGUUAGCGGCCUCGCAGGCUGGCGAUGGAUGUACAUCAUCUGUGGUGUCAUCUCAUUUCCUUGUGCUCUCUGGACUGCGAUUGCAAUGCCACAACUUCCGGCGAGAGCUAAGCCUAACUGGAUUUUCACUCAGGCAGAAAUUGAUCUGGCCCGAGCAAGAAUGCCUUCUGAGAAAAAGCUUCUCACCGGCUUGUUCAAGUGGAAGGAUAUCAAGCGAUGGCAUACGACAUGGCAUGCUUUCCUCUUUCCCUUGUUGUUUGCAUUCAUGGCCCAGUUUGGCCAAUCAGGCCAGUCGAUGAUCUUCUGGGCCAAAAGUUACAACGUCAAAGGAAAGCCUAUCGUCUACACGGUCCCUCAGAUCAACCUUAUUCCCCUUGGUAUCAACGUGAUCACCAUUGUCGCCACCCUUGCCAAUUCCUGGAUUUCGGACAGCUUGCCGGGUGCUCUUAGGUGGCCCGGUGUGCUAUUUGCCAGUGUCAUGGCAAUCAUAUUCCCGACUGCCCUUGCUGCGACGCCUGUUCACCCUCGCAAUCGGGCGAAUCGCUGGGUACUCUACUAUCUGACCUCUCUUUCUGGGACAGCUGCAGGUCUUACCUGGACCUGGGUCAACGAGAUUAACAGACACGACCAAGAGAAGCGGGCUUACGUCUCUGCAUUGAUGAAUGCUUUCGCUUACAUCUUCACCGCCUGGGUCCCUAUCUUCACUUUCCCAGCCAACAAGCAACCCUAUAUUGUGGCAGGUAAUUAUAUCACGGCUGGAUUUGGAGGCUGUGCGGUUGUGAUCGUUCUCCUCAUGCGCUAUCUCCACAGUCGAGACCUUGAAAAGGAGAAGCAUCGGCGCAUAUCUAAGAGUGCGCUUGAAUAUCGCGACUCCUUUUAG
Exophiala spinifera is the source of this 1551-nucleotide messenger RNA. RefSeq lists its product as uncharacterized. Lineage: Eukaryota; Fungi; Ascomycota; Eurotiomycetes; Chaetothyriales; Herpotrichiellaceae. The record is from RefSeq and is a predicted model, not a curated record. Gene Ontology annotation, cellular component: membrane. The coding region runs from base 1 to 1551 and encodes 516 amino acids. Gene Ontology annotation, biological process: transmembrane transport. The transcript has 12 exons. Gene Ontology annotation, molecular function: transmembrane transporter activity.